Phymastichus coffea is the source of this 1766-nucleotide messenger RNA. RefSeq names its product activating transcription factor 3 (gene Atf3). The transcript is spliced from 5 exons. The record is from RefSeq and is a predicted model, not a curated record. The coding region runs from base 841 to 1749 and encodes 302 amino acids. NCBI's taxonomy places the organism in Eukaryota, Metazoa, Arthropoda, Insecta, Hymenoptera, Eulophidae. Gene Ontology annotation, molecular function: DNA-binding transcription factor activity, RNA polymerase II-specific; RNA polymerase II cis-regulatory region sequence-specific DNA binding. Gene Ontology annotation, biological process: regulation of transcription by RNA polymerase II. Gene Ontology annotation, cellular component: nucleus.
GCCGUCCUACCCGACCAGUGUGUAUUAAAAGCGCGUCCGGGACACCGUCGCGCCCAAACUGCGUGGGAAACGAGCGACAUCGUGCGCUGUUUUUUUUCUCGUUCGUCGUUUUUUCUUUUUUUUUCCACUCUUUCGAUUUCCGGUAGACGACUCGGCUGUCCCACGUCUAGUAUACGUAAUUUUUUUGAGCAUCCGUCGGCGCAAUCAGCCGUGCCGGAGUGCAUCCCGAGGAUGCCAAAGAGUGCGAGUGCGAAAAUGUAAUCCGCCGACCGGAGAAUCGCGCGUAAUGCGCCGAAUAUAAUAGACUCUCGAGGCGAGCGGCGCCUUCUGUCGGAGGAGCGGCUUAGGCCACUCCUGCCUCGGCCUUCGCAGCUCUCGGCGCACGCGAGAUGCGACCUUUCCCGAUUAUUAAUCGAAACUCGGCCCGGCCAAGGCCGCGUCGAUGGAUUUUCCUAUCUCCCGCCGUCAUUCCUGUAUUUUCUCCCUCUCUCUCUUCUCUCUCUCUCUCUCUCUCUCUCUCUCUCUCUCUCUCUCUCUCUCUCUCUCUCUCUCUCUCCUUCUUCUGCUCAGCAAGCGACCACUCGGCUUUUCUCUAUAAUUGCGCAAUUGGCGCAGGCAGCGGAGCCGCCAUUGCCCUCCCUCUGCUCCCAUGCGGGCGAGUCGCGUAGUCCAUCAAUCUCCAUUAGAGCGGAAUUGUCCGUCGGCGUGCGCGCCGCUGCGGACCGUGCGUCGCGUCCGAGCUGUCCGCGUCUGGCGGCGGUUGUCGACGGCCCGUCGCUGCGCCCACGCCCAGGUGUGCGCAGGAAAGGAGGCGGCGGCGGCGGCGGCGGCGACAAGGCCAUGUACAACUUGAACAUGAACGUGAACGCGAACCCGGCGGCGGCCCAAGCGUCGGCGGGCCUGCUGAGCGUGGCCACGGAGGUGACGCCCAGGACCCCGGAGAUCGUCAACAGCCUGAUCGCCAUGACGAAUCCGUUCGACGGCUUCAACGGCGCCGGCACGGCGCCCGCCCUGCCGCAGUCGGCGCGCGGCUCGGCCGGCGAGCGCCCGCGCAACAGGAGCGAGUCCAGCAGCGGCGGCGAGCCUAGUCCACCCAGCAUCCAGCACACCUGCAGCCAACUCAUCAAAGAAGGACUGAAGCUGACGCUGCAGACGAAGCGGCGGGCGAACGGCAGUCUUGACGACGCGAAGAAAAAGACACGGAAGGAGGACGGCAGCGCUGAUGACGAGGAGGACGAUGAGUCCGCCAACAGCAUAGGCAGUCAAGGGCAGCUGACGCCCGAAGACGAGGAGCGCAGACGGCGGCGACGCGAGCGCAACAAAAUCGCGGCGACCAAGUGCCGGCUGAAGAAGCGCGAGAAGACGGUAAAUCUGGUGCACGAGAGCGAGAGCCUGGAGACGCAGAACCACGUGCUCAAGUCGCAGAUACAGGAGCUGGAGACCCAGAGGCGACGACUUGUCGACAUGCUCAAUUUGCACGGGCCCACGUGCAUCAAGCAAACGACGCCGACGGACACGCCGUACCAGCAGUUCGCCGAGGCCAUCCCGUCGUUGCCGAGCUACCAAGAGAACUUCGUGCCCGCGCUGCCCAACCAAACCGCUGACUGCGCCUAUGGACCCGUCAAACUCGAGAGCUACGACCCCGUGCAACAGCUGCCACCGUCGCAGGACCACUUCUUCCGGCAGCAGGCGACGCCCUACACGAACGCCGUCACCGCGACCACGACCAGCAGCGACUGCGCCGUCUAACCGUCGACCGGCGCUCU